This is a messenger RNA of Parathielavia appendiculata, 1333 nucleotides long. RefSeq lists its product as uncharacterized. The coding region runs from base 260 to 985 and encodes 241 amino acids. Lineage: Eukaryota; Fungi; Ascomycota; Sordariomycetes; Sordariales; Chaetomiaceae. The transcript is spliced from 2 exons. The record is from RefSeq and is a predicted model, not a curated record.
CGCAUUUUGGCAGCUUCGAGCCUGACUCGUCUAGCUUGAAAGAUCUUCAUGGGCUGGGCCUGGAUCACUUUGCAAUGGACAUUUGAACACGCCGAGCUAGGGCACAACAGCACAACAGGAUGCAAUACGCAUAUCGCAAUCACUGCGUUCGUGUACAUCGCGAGCUCCGUCCGCUUAGCACGUACAAGCACCGGUAGGAACCCCGGCCACUCGUGCCGGCACUUGCCUUAUAUGGAGCUCCUCGAAUUCUGAUACCGUGAUGGCUGGUCAGCCUGGUUCGCCCCUGCAUCGCUCAUCCAGUUUCAAGUCUGCCGGUAUCCCAGCACAAGGGCCAUUUGUUGUUUCUCCGAGUUCCCAAGCACGGUCAUUUGACGCAACGAAGAUGUAUCAACAUUCCGUGACGGCCUUGCGUGCAUACAUUCAAUUCCGUCGACGCAAGUUCGGGCUGGCCGGAGAGACCAGGGCAAGUUGCGGGGCCUCGAACCGAGGCGGUCUGUGCCCAUCCGGUGCCCUGUCGGCACACGCGAAUCUUUCCGAGAUGGGCUCUCUUGGUUUCGACUGGUGCCUACCGCGAACUGAAAGCGCCACAGCACAUGGCGAUCCAGAUAAGGUCUCACAUCUCAGACUUUGUUUUACCAUGAGAAAUGCACAUGCAGGGAGUCCCGCCUGCUCACCCAUGACCUCGCGCCAACAGCCCCGUUCGAGCCUCUUGCCGAGACCUGGCCACACCAAACCCAAAGUCUCUUUGAGGUUUCCUGCCGCAGGAAAACCGUGCAGCUGCUGCCAGAGUUUGCCACUCGGUAGAAGGCAUCCGCUUCAGAGCAACAAGCAUCAGGGCAGCAUCAGAAGAUCCUGGCGUCUUGGCUGCAGAGGUUGUCCGAGUUUGGCAGCCAGACCCUUGACGGCUCGGCGCACAUCAACACCACUCCCACAGCGGCCACUGAGAAGUGUUCUGCCAAAUUACUUUUGGUUUGCCCAGCCAUAACUAGCGCGCAACGAUGUUGCAUGGAAGUGUCCAUGCGAUCAACGUGCCUGGCGAAUUGAUUCCCAGUUGCGGUCUGGACUUUGUUGGCCAGUCUUCAUAUGUCUUUGAGCUCCCUGCAUGUCAUGCUGUGCGAUAGCUUGAAAUGGCAAACGUGCCCGUAAGCGGCAUCCUUCUCAAAUCUCGCUUUCUUCUUUCAACUUUAAUUCCACGCCUCUGCUUUGCCGCCGCCUGCUUCGGCUGCUCACUCACCCUCGACGCCAGCCUGCGGAGCUGACUGAGGUUUGGACAUUGGGUCCCUCCGAGCGCCAAAAGGCCCUACAUAUGCCCCAGGUCCAUAUUGUUCCCAGA